GACAGAUUUUGCAGCGCGGGUUGCAGAUCUCUUGGGCGAUAUUCACCCACCACUCAGACCGGAGGUGGAGUUGGAGAUCGAUAACGUUUGCAAGGAGGUCGGCGAUCUCUGUGCCUCCGUGUUAACACAGCUGAGCUCCGACUUCCAACCACCUCCGGACCUUCGGCGUAUUGGGGCUUGGAAGCUGGGAGUCGCUCAGCCUGGCACAGAGUUGGACUUGCUCUUGGUAGCUCCGGAUGCUGCUCUGCCAGGUUUGGUGGAGGGACUUCGCAAAGCGAGUUCAUCCAGUAUCAGGACGGCUUCUUCCGACGGCCUUCUCAACGGCCCCGGGGUCAAGUUCAAGCAGAGGGGAACUUCAGUGAAGUUGCUCUUCGCAGCCUCGUCCCACCUGGCCCCGGCGCCUGUUCCCGUGCCGACGCAUGCAGCACGCUGGGGAGAGUCUGUCAGCAAUCGGAUUCUGGAGCAGGUCCCUGAUCGAGCUCGCUUUUGCGAGUUGCUUGCACUAGUCCGUUAUUGGGCCCAGCAGCGGGGCGUGUUCGGAAGCCUGUUUGGCUUCUUCAGCGGAACCGCGUGGGCCAUCUGCUGCGGAUGCGUUUGCCA
Messenger RNA from Symbiodinium sp. CCMP2592, 600 nucleotides. The record is from the annotation of a GenBank genome assembly. Lineage: Eukaryota; Dinophyceae; Suessiales; Symbiodiniaceae.